Molecule: messenger RNA, 9105 nt
Organism: Hemicordylus capensis (graceful crag lizard)
Lineage: Eukaryota; Metazoa; Chordata; Lepidosauria; Squamata; Cordylidae
Product: neural-cadherin-like
Exons: 33
Coding region: 1-8664 (2887 amino acids)
Biological process (GO): homophilic cell-cell adhesion
Cellular component (GO): plasma membrane; cell-cell junction
Molecular function (GO): calcium ion binding
Source: RefSeq, a predicted model, not a curated record
AUGAGGGGCUUGGCCCGGGGUCUGGCUCCUUGGAGGCUGAGCCUGGGUUGCCUUUGGCUGCUGGCCCGCUUGGGCACCUUGCUGUGCCGCCACGCCUCUCCCCGCGCGCUCUGCUUCUAUGGCCAGGUGCCCGAGAACAGCCCCGCGGGGACGUGGGUGCAAGGAUUGCGGGUGCCGCUGCGCAGGCUGCUGCUGGCCCCGGGUCGGCCGCCGGGGGAGUGGGCUCUGGAGGGCGCCGGCGCCUCCCACUUCGCCCUGCAGCUGCACCCGGCCGGGGGUUCCCUGCCGCCACAGCUGCUGCUGCUGCGCACCGCCGCGCGCUUGGACCGGGAGACGCGUCCCCGCUACAGCCUCUCCCUGCGGGGUCCCUCCAGGGCGGCGCUGCUGCGGCUGCGAGUGCUGGACCGCAACGACCACCGGCCGCGCUUCCCGCCGCCGGACCCAGCUGCACAGCCGCUGGAGGUGGACGAGCUGUCGCCGCUGGGCUCCGAGGUGGCGCGGCUGCGCGCCCUGGACGCCGACGAAGGCGCCAAUGCGCUCCUCACGUACCUCUCGUGGCCCGACGGCGGCUCCGAGCCUGGCCUCGGCGGGCGGCGCCUCUUCGUGGUGCCCCGCAGCGGGCAGGUACUCACCGUGGGCUCCCUGCUGGGUGUGCGCCGCCUCAGCCUCUGGGUCUCGGCCCAGGACCACGGGCUGCCCCGACCCCUGCGCAGCCCGGCCAGGCGCCUCGAGGUGGCGGUGACGAAGAGGAGGAGCGCGCCGGGGCGGCGGGAGGAAGAGCCGGAGCCGGGCGCCACUUUGGCGCGCAGAGCCCGCUCCCUCCUGGCGCCCUCCAGCAGCCCCGUCUACAAAGUGCGCAUCCCCGUCGCGGCGCCAUCCGGGGAGCCCAUCUUCACGGUCCCGGACACGCGCUACCAGGAAGCCGGAGGCAGCUGGUUCGAGCUGGCCGCCCCGGCGCCUGCGGGCUCCUUCUCAGUGGAGCUGGAUAGGGGCUCCGGCCGGCUCUACCUUAGCCGGCCGCUGGAACGGGGAGGCCGGACCGAAGUGAUGGUCAAGGUGCACCGGAUGGAUGGCCCAGACAAUGACUGGUAUUUGUGCCGUGUGGUGAUUGUUGCUGUGGAAGACGAGCCCAUAUCUUGGGAAAUGUACCCAUAUCCCUAUUUGGGACGUGUUGAUCCUGAUGCCCGUGCAGGCACACCAGUCUAUCAGCUGGUUGCCUAUUACAGUCACAAUGAAAACACCAGUGCUGGGAUAUCGUAUGCUCUGAUUGCAGGUGGUGAAGAACGAUUUGAUAUAGAUAUGGACACAGGUGCAAUACUGACAACUGGCUUGCCUUUAACUCUGAACCAGGAAUAUGUGCUCACUGUGUUGGCCAUUGAUGAAUAUGGUAGCAAAAGCCCGUACGCUUUCAUUUCCAUCUUGGCUGGCUCCAGGCCUCCUCAGUUCACGAACAUGUCCUAUAGUGUUUUUGUUCCAGAAAAUACCCCAGCAGGUGAAAGAGUGGCUGUUAUUGAAGCAGUUUCUUUCCAGAGUCAGCCUCUCUCUUACACUCUGCUGAUGAAUCCCAGUGGCCUGUUCAGCAUGGACCAAGAGACUGGAGAAUUAAGUUUGAUGCAUCCAGUGGACUAUGAGAGUGAGCAUCACCUUUACCAUUUUUUAGUGAAAGUGAUGGAAGCAGAGAGUUCACUCAGCAGUGUAAUAGAGGUCAUUGUCCACAUCACAGAUGAAAAUGACUGCUCUCCAGAAUUCCAGCAAUCUAUUUAUAGUCGAGAAAAUAUUCUUGAAUCAAUCCCAGUGGGCACCUCUUUAUUGCAAGUUCUUGCAACAGACUGUGACUCCGGCUCCAACUCCGAGAUUGUCUAUUUUAUUCAGAGUGCAGAGUUUUCCAUCACGCCUGAGGGUGCCGUCAGUUCCAGCCAGCGACUGAACUUUGAACGAUCAAAUCACAUGUAUGAGUUUGUGGUCAUUGCCGUAGACAAAGGGCAUCCUCCUCGGACAGGAACUGCAUCUGUGCGCAUUCGCAUGGCAAAUGUGAACGAUGAAGCCCCAGUGUUCUCCCAGUCUGUUUAUAAAACAUUCCUCUCAGAAGAUGCAGGCCCUGGUAUGUUAGUGGCCACUGUCCACGCAAAGGAUCCUGAUGGAGAUAGAGUCUUGUACUUAAUUACUGGUGGUAAUGAAGAAGGCAAUUUUGAACUGGACAGCCAUAAAGGUAUCCUCAGACUUCGCAGAAACCCUCUGCCUAAGCUGAAGGGCCUGCAGUAUGUUUUAAAUAUUUCAGCUAUAGAUGACAAUUCCUCUGGGGGACCAAGAUCUCUCAGUAGCUUUGCAGAAGUCACCGUAGGAAUUAAUGACAUUAACAACAACAAGCCUAUUUUCAGAGAGUGCGCUUACUACAGCGACAGCACCUGGGUUCUGGAAAACCAGCCACCGGGCACCUAUGUCCUGGAGGUGGAAGCCUACGAUGCAGAUCUUGGAUUAAAUGGAGAAGUGAAAUAUGGUCUCAUGCACAGAGAUGGAGCUUCACCAGGUUUCUGUAUUGAUCCUGAUUCAGGAGUUAUCACUACAACUCGGAGUUUUGACCGAGAAGAGCAGAGGGAGUAUAUUCUCUCUGUGACUGCCACAGAUCAAGCUCAGGAGCCGCUGAUUGGUGUAUGUCAAAUCAAUGUCUUCAUCGCUGACGUGAACGAUAAUAGUCCAAAGUUUGAGAACAGUCAUUAUCAAUACUUCCUUCGUGAAGACACUCCAGUGGGAACCAGCUUCCUCCAAGCUGCAGCUCAUGAUGUUGACCAAGGAGUGAAUGCUAUCAUCACAUACUCCAUGUUACAGCAGGAGCCGGAAUACUUCCAAAUCAACCCCAGCACAGGCUGGGUAUACGUGAAUCACUUAAUCUCCCAGACAUUCCAAAUAAGUAGAUACAUCAUAGCCACAGAUGGAGGGAACCGGAGCAGCACUGUGGAACUGACCGUCACCAUUACGAAUGUAAUCAAUCAGUCGCCACAGUGGGAGAAAAGUGCAUACUGGGUCACAAUCCUGGAGAACACUGCUCGUGACACCAAGAUAGUGACUGUCAAAGCCACAUCCCCGCUUAGUGAUCCAAGGGUUACAUAUAACCUGGAAGAGGGUCAGGUCCCAGAGACUAACAUGCCUGUCCAUUUCUAUCUCAAACCAAACAGAGCAGAUGGGUCUGCUUCACUUCUAGUUGCUGAACCACUUGACUUUGAGACUACCAAGUUUUUCACGCUGAACAUCAAAGCUCAAAAUGUAGCUCUGAUUCCCUUAGCAUCCUUCACCACUGUUUAUGUUAAUGUAACAGAUAUCAAUGAUAAUGUUCCAUUCUUCACAUCUUCCAAUUACGAGGUUUCUGUGCCUGAAGGAGCAGACGUUGGUACUUCUGUUGUGCAGGUUCUAGCUACUGAUUCAGAUUCUGGACUCCAUGGAGAGGUCCGCUAUUUGAUACUGAAGGACGCUAGUGAAGAUUACCAGUACUUCACCAUUGACCCCAAGUUGGGAACCAUUUCCACCCAGGUAUCCUUUGAUAGAGAGAAGAGAGGAUCUUACUUGAUUGAAGUUCAGUCUCAGGAUUCUUCUGAAUCAGCCAGGGCUGGUCUAUAUGGGCAGCCUAACACAGAUACUGCAUAUGUGAGGAUUUUUAUUAGUGAUGUAAAUGACAAUGCCCCUGCCUUCCUACAUUCAGUAUAUGAAAUCAAUGUAGAUGAAGACAAGGAUGUUGGGUAUGCUGUUCUGACAGCAACUGCAAAUGAUAGAGAUGAAGGAUCUAAUUCCAAGCUAAGAUAUCAGAUUACAUCAGGAAAUGCACAAGGAGAUUUUGAUGUAGAACCCGAAGCGGGAACCAUCUUGAUUGCUCAGAGUCUAGACUAUGAACAAGAGCAACAUUAUGAGCUUCAGUUGGUAGCCUCUGAUGGGAAAUGGGAGAACCACACUCUUGUUGUCAUCAAUGUCAUCAAUAAGAAUGAUGAAGCACCUGUCUUCUCUCAGAACGAAUACCACAGCAGUGUCUUGGAGGAGCUUGUUGAUCUGCCUAUAAUUGUAUUACAGGUUUCCGCUACUGAUCCGGAUCAGGAAGCUGAUCAGAGUGUCCUUCGCUACUCUUUGCAUGGACAAGGAGCCCAAAGUGAGUUCACCAUCAAUGAAUACACAGGGGAUAUCUUGGCAAAUGAAAAGUUAGAUCGAGAAAGACGAUGUGUGUGGCGUUUCCUUGUUCUUGCUACAGAUGAAGAUGGUGAAGGUCUAACUGGCUUUGCAGAUGUAAUCAUAGAAGUGACAGACGUGAAUGAUAAUGCCCCUUUUUUCCUUUGUGCCUUGGAUGGUUGCUUUAUGGGGCAAAUUCCUGAAGAUUCCCCAGCUGAGUCCACUGUAAUGGAGAUGUCAGCAGUAGACCUUGAUGACCCUAGAGCCGGGAAGAAUGCAGUGCUGACCUACAGCAUUAUUCAGAACGUCCAAAAUGAGAUUAACCUCAACUUGUUCUCCAUCAGUCCAGUGACUGGCACCAUCUACACCAUGUUAGGAUCAUUAGACAGAGAGAAAGAAGACAAGUACCUGGUAGUGGUUGAAGCAAAGGAUGGAGGGGGUCUUACAGGAACAGGGACUGCCACUAUUUUGGUCACUGACAUAAAUGACCAUGCUCCAACCUUUACACAAAAUAUUUAUACAGCCUUCGUCUCUGAGGAUGCUAGUGUCAACACUGAGGUUGCUGAGGUGUCUGCAACUGAUGGAGAUGAAGGAGAGAAUGCCAUGGUGACUUUCAGCAUCCUGGAUGGAGACGAUGAUCGCAAAUUCCUUAUUGAGACAGACAAAGCAGAUAAGCGUGGUGUCAUUAGGCUGAGGAAACAGAUAGAUUUUGAAAAGCCUCAUGAGAGGGUGUUUAACUUGACCGUGAAAGCUGAGGACCUUGAUUUCUUCACCAUAGCUCACUGUGUCAUCUACGUGGAGGACUCCAAUGACCAUGCUCCCAUGUUUUUUCCACAGUUCUAUGAAGUGGCAGGUCUGCCUGAAGACGUUCCCCGUGGAACGAAAGUUGUCCAAGUUGUUGCUGUUGAUUUAGAUUCUGGGCUGAACGGAAGGUUCUCUUACUCUCUGCUGAACAAGUCAGACCCCAGUUGGCAAUUCUCUGUGGCCAAUGAUGGCUGGGUCACAGUGGCUGGUUCGCUAGAUUAUGAGGCUGUGGCACAGUACCAGCUUGUGGUCAUUGCUACGGAUAUGGGCCAGCCUGCAUUGAGUGGCAGUGCCACUGUUCUUGUGGCUCUUCAGGAUGUAAAUGAUAAUGGGCCAGAAUUUGAUGCUCUGUACAACCCAGUUGUUUGGGAAAAUACUCCUUCUCCUCAGAUUGUGCAGAUGAAUGAUACUUCGACGUUGUUAUAUGCCAAAGAUAGGGACAGCCCAGUGAAUGGGGCUCCUUUCUCCUUUCACUUACUGAGCGACUUUGGCAGUGUGACUUACUUCAACUUGCAGGACUUCAGCAAUGGGAGUGCCAUGCUGACUGCAUUGCAUACGUUUGACAGGGAGGUGCACAAAGUGUUCUAUCUGCGGAUUCUGAUUGUUGAUGGUGGGAACCCACCCAUGAGCUCAACCAACACAUUAACUGUUAAUAUUGGGGACCGUAACGACCAUCCUCAUGCAGCUGGCUUCAUGGAGUGCCUCAUUUACAGUUACAAUGGUAUCUUACCCACAACUGUACUGGGCCAGAUUCAUGCCCCAGAUAAUGAUGACUGGGAUCACAAGACAUAUCACUUUGAAGGGAAAGAACCUAGGUAUUUUAUCCUCAAUGACAAUUCUGGCUUACUAAGUAUAAAAGAAGGAACUCCUGCAGGAACUUAUAUUAUAAAAGUAAAAGUUACAGAUGGUAUCUGGCCUGAUGUGGUCUCUACUGUAAAGGUGGUUGUGAAGGAAAUCAAAGAGGAAGCAGUUCACAAUGCAGGGUCUAUCCGGAUAAGAGAUAUCACUGCAGAGGAUUUUAUAUAUCAGUCAUCCGAAAGUGAAAGUAAGUACAACCAAAUGAAGAAGCUUUUUUCGGAAAUCGUACCAGCCCAACUUGAAAAUGUCCACAUCUUCAGUGUCCUGAAUAGUCCAGGAGAAAUGCAAGGAGUAGAUGUGUGGUUUGCAGUUCAUGGGUCACCAUACUACAGAGCAGAGAAACUGAAUGGCAAUGUUGCUGUGUCCAAAACACGGUUGGAAACCAUCUUGAAUAUCAGCAUCACCCAAGUUGGAAUAGACGAGUGUGUGACUGCAAACUGCUCUCAUGGUACUGGAUGCAUGAGCAAAAAUGAAUUCAGUCCUCUUCCCACAAUCACUUCUUCUGGAAGUGUUUUGCUGGCCUCUGUUACAGUGUUGAGCAGUGCCCAAUGUAUCUGUGAAGCUCGAGAGAGAAAGCACCACUCCUGUUCCUCCUAUCGGAUAAAUCCAUGUUUUAAUGGUGGUACCUGUAUAGAUACGGACCUGGGUUACAGCUGCAAGUGCCCUAUGGCUUUCCAUGGGCCCGAAUGCCAGCAGACCCAACGCACCUUCAGAGGACAUGGGUAUGCCUGGUUCCCACCCAUCAAACCUUGCUUUCAGAGCCGUAUCUCCUUGGAUUUCAUCACCGAAGUGGCCGAUGGCCUUCUGUUUUACAAUGGGCCACUAGCACGCGGGAAACCUGGGGAAGUGGAGGAUUUUAUUGCACUAGAACUCUCAGAGGGUGUUCCAUCACUAACUUUAAGCCACGGCUCAGGGGUGCUGUUCUUGCAACUGUCUCAGAAAGUCAAUGUAGCUGAUCGUCGUUGGCAUAACAUACAAAUAAUGAACAAUGGAAAGAAAGUACAGCUGAUCCUGGACCACUGUGUGAAUGUCUCCAUUAGGGAUGAGGAUGGUGCCCUGGAGGAAGCGUCAAAGAUGGAUUCAUCUGCCUGUAAAGUUUCUUCUGAAACUCCAGGAAACAAGAGAUUUCUUAAUGUUCACCAACCUCUCCAGCUGGGUGGUGUAAAGAAGGCCUUGCCAUACCAUACUUCACAAAAGCACUUCAGAGGGUUUAUUGGCUGCAUACAGAAUGUUGUCGUUGAUAGCCAGGUGUACAAUUUAGAGCACCCUGCAGAAUCCUUGAACAGUGCACCAGGCUGCAUGCUGACUGAUGGACUGUGCCAGAAAGCUGGAGUCCCUUUCUGUGGUGCCCAUGGCAAAUGCACUGGUGACUGGGAUUCUUUUAACUGCAACUGUUUCUCUGGUUACACAGGAUCAAGGUGUGACAAAGCUAUUCCAGAAUGGACCUUUGGAAAGGAUAGUUGGAUUCAUUAUGAACUAAAAAGAGUAUUUAAUACUUACAACACCUAUAUCCAACUUGCGGUGCGCACCAGAAUGUCUUCCAGUACCCUUCUCAAUAUGGUAUCUGCAGAUGGGAGUGAAUAUAUUAGAGUUGAGGUAAUUAAUGGAUAUUUUGGCGUGAGCUUCAAUUUGGGAGACAAAGAUCACGUGCUUCAGUUAAGCACUGUGCGCAUAGACAAUGGCCAGUGGGUUGUACUAGCCCUAGACCGGUAUCAUAAUGAAUUUUUUUUGCGUAUUAAUGAUGGUGGAGGGGAUCAUGAGGUGUCAACCAUUCUGGGCACAAAUGGACAGUUCGAAAUGAAUUUGGCAAGUGUUGUGCUGGGAAACUGCCUCGUGAACUGUUCAGAAAGUGAUUUCCAAGGCUGCAUGCGGGAUGUCCGGCUGAAUGGCCAGCCUCUCCUUCUGGAUGGUCAAAGUACUAAAUAUAGCCUCAUUGUGGAGCAGCAAGGCACUGCCAUAGGUUGCCAUUCCAAUGCUUGCAGCAAUCAGCCCUGCUACAGUCCUUUCCACUGCGUAGACUUGUGGAGGAAAUAUGAGUGCAGGUGUCCAGCUGGCAAAGUGGAAGUGACAGAUAACCUUACAGGCCUUAAACAGUGUACUUCAUCACCCUGCGGACACUGGAACUGUCGCAACGGAGGGACAUGUGUGGCACAGUCGCGAGACAAAUAUGUCUGUCAGUGCCCUGAAGGUUAUAAAGGAAAAUGGUGUGAAGUUAGCCCUGUGAAGGCAGGAAGACCAGUGGGACUCAGUUCUGGUUCCAUCUUAGCUAUCAGCAUGUGCCUGCUUGUCUUUCUAGGUUUAUUAGUCUCCUACACCGUGUGGAGUCAGUGGGGGAGGUCAAGGUUUCGGAAGGGAGGAAUUUACCACAUUCCUGAGGAACAUGAAAGUUGGGAAGAUGUUAGAGGAAAUGUCUUCAAUUAUAAUGAGGAGGGAGGAGGGGAACAUGAUCUGAAUGCUUAUAAUAUAGACAUGUUAAAGACACCUCUACAAACUGUUCCCCCGUUCUCCUCAACAACCACUGUUCCACUUCUCAAAUCACAUUCUGAACUGCAGAGAAGCCCAGUUGUAGAUCGUGCAUGCCGAAGGGAACCUAUUCUUUUGGUUGCCAGUGUCCCAGACUUCAAGCAGUAUAUGUCUCAAAUAAUGCAGGAUGCAGACAAUGAUUUGCAGAGUCUCCCAGAAGACACUAUGCAUUUAUUUUGCUUAGAGGGUGACUGCUCUUUGGCUGGAAGUUUGAGCUCCUUAGACACCUCGAGCACAGAAGAAGAUCAAAAUUUUGAUUACCUCAAAGAAUGGGGACCAAAGUUUGAAAAGUUAAAAGAGCUCUAUGAACUUCCAAGUGAACAGUUAUAAAACCUGGAGACAGGAACCCCAAGUGUUGCUAUGAAAUGGAUAUUAAGAAACACAUUUUAGAAACAUUUUAAUAUCUUAUUUAACAAUACUAAUAAACUGACCAAUUUAUUAAUGCUGUUUAUUUGGGAAUAGUAGCAUGAUACCCUCCUCUCUUUUAUUUUAAAAAAAAUGAAUGCAAUGUUUUUCUAUUACAUAAAUAAAGGUAGGAGAUUUUGUGUCCGUGUGUGUAUGAAUUCUCCCAAUACUUUGGAAAGUUUGUAGCACUGAAAUAGCAUUUCCCUCAGUUUGCUAGUACUGUACCUCAGUGUGUGAAUUUCUUUGGAAUAUUCUGCAAAUGAAGAUAUUUGCAUUUCUGUGUCUUGUAUUAUUUAAUCCUAUUGCACUAAAUGUUUUGUGUGGAUAUUGUAAAAAUUAUUAAAUUCUCUCUUCCUUUCUUCCCUC